AUGUAUGCUGCCAACUAUUAUUCUUUAGAUUUAACGAUGCUUGGCCAGUGGGUCAAACUAUUUUCACAAGGCACCCCUUCCAAAAAAAACUUACAAAGGGUUGGUUCUGGGUGUCAUGCAUUUUUUCCUGAAGAAAAAGCUCAACUUUAUGAAUGGGUGAAAGAAGUUCAACAAAACAAUCUUGCUGUUUCAUAUUCUAAUCUGAGGAUAAAAAUGGCUAAAAUAAUAAGUAAAAGUUCUAAACAAACAAAAGAUGAAACCAAAAACUGGCAUGGUUGUUUGGUUCCAGGACAAAGGGUAGAUAGACGAACUAGGAAUGGAAAAGUGGAUACAGCUGAGUUUCGUUCAGGAAAUACUGAUUUGGCUGUAAUUCCUGGGGGUCUCACUAGUAUGUGUCAGCCUCUUGAUGUUUGCAUUAACAAACCUUUCAAGGACAAACUUCGAAAUUAUUGGCAUGAAUGGAUGGUGAAUGGUGGAAGUGAGAAUCAUUUAAUCUAUGAUGAUUGUGAGGAUAAUAAAGAUGAUGAAUCUGAUAAAGACACUGCAGGAUCUGAUGAAGAUGAAGAAUAUGAUGAACAGCCUGAUGAAGGUAAGGAGCCCGAUGAAGGUGAGGAGCCCAAUGAAGGUGAGGAGUCUGAUGAAGAUGAAAAUAU
Messenger RNA from Cetraspora pellucida, 653 nucleotides. The record is from the annotation of a GenBank genome assembly. NCBI's taxonomy places the organism in Eukaryota, Fungi, Glomeromycota, Glomeromycetes, Diversisporales, Gigasporaceae.